AUGAAUGAUGAGUAUCCACCAGAUCUCGCAGGCGAUUCGUCGAUGAGCACUGCUGCUUUGGAAGAAGACAUGGAUACUCUCAUGUCUGACUUCGAUAUGCCACAUGGAAUCAGUGCAAACACUUCCAGCCAUUCCUCGGCAUCUCCAUCGUUUGUGACACCAUCAUUCAAGUCGGUCUCAGCCACUUUUCAAGGCGAGCCUUUCGGACCUGACCAUAUCGCUCCUGCCUUCGAUCCUCUUCACCAACUGAUGGAGCCAGCGCCGAUCUUCCAAUCAAUGGAGGAUGCUUCCUAUCGUAGCGUCUCGCCUUCUGAUGCUAGUAGUACCUGCACCAACAAAAGCGCCGCAGAAUUGGACCAGUUGUGCAAAGAAGGUAUUGAGAAGCUACGAGAAUCCAUGAAGCGCUCGUCGGCAACCAGACAAGCGGUCAUGCGACAACGGCAAGCUCUCAGAUUCUAA
Messenger RNA from Cylindrotheca closterium, 459 nucleotides. The record is from the annotation of a GenBank genome assembly. NCBI's taxonomy places the organism in Eukaryota, Bacillariophyta, Bacillariophyceae, Bacillariales, Bacillariaceae.